Molecule: messenger RNA, 2136 nt
Organism: Aspergillus ruber CBS 135680
Lineage: Eukaryota; Fungi; Ascomycota; Eurotiomycetes; Eurotiales; Aspergillaceae
Product: translation termination factor GTPase eRF3
Exons: 2
Coding region: 1-2136 (711 amino acids)
Biological process (GO): translational termination; nuclear-transcribed mRNA catabolic process, deadenylation-dependent decay; translation
Cellular component (GO): translation release factor complex
Molecular function (GO): translation release factor activity; GTPase activity; GTP binding
Source: RefSeq, a predicted model, not a curated record
AUGGCGGACCAAACUCCUGAUUCCUGGGAGGAGGAACUCUCCAGACAGACCGAGGGCGUUAACCUGAACAACCGGGCUCAGGCGCCUGCCUUCCACCCUGCUGCUGCCAACUUCCAGCCGGGCGCAGCUACCUUCGUUCCUGGUGCUCCCGCUUUUGUACCCGGACAAGCCGCCUAUCAGGGCUAUGGCGGCUUCCCGCAAUACCCCCAGUAUGGCCAGUACGGCGGUUAUCCGCAGCAGCAGUAUGGUCAAUAUGGGGCAGGAGCAUACGCUCAGCAACCCGGUGCCUUUAACCAGGGCUUUAACCAGGGCUUCAACCAGCAGCAGCAACAGUUCCAGCAGCAACCCCAGCAACCCCGUCAAGCCGCUGCCCCAUCUUCGCCAAAACCCUCCAAUGCCGCUCCCCCCAAGGCUAAGGUUCUUUCUAUUGGCGGCGCUGGCUCCUCUUCUUCCGCGUCCGCUCCUAAGACCAAGGUCCUUUCAAUCGGAACUCCGGACACGUCCUCCCAAACGAGCGCUUCGAAAGACGCCAAAGAGUCCAAGGGUGACACCAAGGGUCCUGCGGCUGCGGAUACUGCAGCUAAGGUGAUUUCCAGCAAAGCUGUUGACAAGACGGAUAAGAAAGCGGAAUCGAAAGCUGCUGCCAGUGGCAAGUCGUCUCCUACUCCUUCGUCGGGUCGUUCGAGCCCUAGUCGUGGAGAGUCUGCCAAGGCUGCGCGGGACGCUGCACGGGAUGCCAAUGCUGUUGCUAUGGAACAAAAAGCAGAUGUAGAUGAGGCGACGCUGCAGGAAAUCUACGGUCAAAAGAAGGAGCACGUGAACAUUGUUUUCAUCGGACACGUCGAUGCCGGAAAGUCCACCCUGGGGGGUUCUAUUCUGUAUGUCACUGGAAUGGUCGACGAGCGAACUUUGGAGAAGUACAAGAGGGAUGCUAAGGAGGCUGGACGUGAAACCUGGUACCUCUCCUGGGCUCUGGACUUGAACCCCGAAGAACGAGCCAAGGGUAAGACUGUUGAGGUUGGCCGUGCUCACUUCAAACUCGACAUUCCGUCGCCCGAGGGCACCAUCGAGCGUGACUUCUCUAUUCUUGAUGCUCCCGGUCACAAGGCUUAUGUUCAUCACAUGAUCGGUGGUGCUUCGCAGGCCGAUGUCGGUGUCUUGGUCAUCUCUGCCCGUAAGGGUGAAUAUGAGACCGGUUUCGAAAAGGGAGGUCAAACUCGGGAGCAUGCUCUGCUUGCCAGAAAUACAGGCGUUAAGAAGCUUGUUGUCGCCGUCAACAAGAUGGAUGAUCCCAGUGUCGAGUGGAGUAAGGCUCGUUUCGACGAAUGUACCGUCAAGGUCUCGAAAUUCCUAGAAGCGCUUGGUUACAAGAAGGAUGACCUUACUUUUAUGCCUAUCUCUGCACAGCGCACUUUCGGUAUCAAGGAUCGCGUGGCUAAGGAGCUCGUUCCUUGGUACGACGGUCCUUCGCUCCUUGAAUACCUCGGCAACAUGAAGAUGCCCGAACGGAAGAUCAACGCACCAUUCAUGAUGCCCAUUAGCGCCAAGUACCGUGACAUGGGUACCGUGGUUGAGGGCCGUAUUGAAUCAGGUGUGAUCAAGAAGAACAGCAGCUGCAUCAUGAUGCCCAACCGCACUAAGAUUGAUGUUGCCGCCCUUUACGGUGAAACUGAAGACGAGAUCACGACAGGCACUUGUGGUGACCAGGUCCGUAUGCGUCUUCGUGGCGUGGAAGAAGAUGAUAUUUUGCCUGGUUUCGUCCUCUGCUCUCCGAAGCGUCCCGUGCACACCGUUGCUGCCUUCGAAGCCAAGAUCAGGAUCCUCGAACUCAAGAGCAUCCUCACUGCUGGUUACAACUGCGUUAUACACAUUCACUCUGCUGUUGAAGAGGUUACCAUUUCGCAGCUCCUGCAUAAGUGUGAACCUGGUACCGGCCGGAAGAGCAAACGUCCACCACCGUUCGCCAGCAAGGGCCAAACCAUCAUUGCUCGCAUCGAAGUUACCAGCACUGCUGGUGCUGUCUGUGCUGAACGAUUCGAGGACUACAACCAAAUGGGACGGUUUACCCUUCGUGACCAGGGACAAACCGUUGCAAUUGGUAUGAUCACCAAGCUCAUCGCUAAUGAGGACAAAUAA